This is a messenger RNA of Cryptomeria japonica (Japanese cedar), 2439 nucleotides long. RefSeq lists its product as uncharacterized. The transcript has 4 exons. NCBI's taxonomy places the organism in Eukaryota, Viridiplantae, Streptophyta, Pinopsida, Cupressales, Cupressaceae. The record is from RefSeq and is a predicted model, not a curated record. Bases 861 to 2387 code for a protein of 508 amino acids.
AGGAAAGACCACAUUAGCCACUGCGGUCUUCAAUAAACUUGACCUUCAAAACUACAAAUUUUGUAGAGUCGAUAUGCAACAGGAUUGUUCAGAGACUGAUCUCAAAUUGCUGCAACACCAAAUUCUAAGAGAUCUUUUUAGCCACAAUGUUGACUUGAGGAGUUUGAAUGAAGGUCGAGAAGAACUGUCGAAAAAAUUUAAAGAACCCUCUUCUCGACCUCUCUUCAUUUUCAUUGACAACGCAUUGAAAGGAAGUGACUUUGAAAAGCUUUUCCCCAUAAAUGACCUGGCUUCCCUUCCAGCCCAGAGCAAGAUUCUUGUGACGACCAGAAAUCUGAACGAGACUCGUAUAAUUUUGUAGGCAGGAAUUGAACGCUGUUAUUAUCAGGUGCCUUUUCUUCCACCAGAAGAGGCACAAAAACUUUUGUGUGAGUUCGCUUUAGGCAGUCGCAAGGCAAGUUUUGACCCCACCAUAGAUAUUGGUCACCUCCUCGAAAUAUGCCAAGGAGUUCCACUGGUUCUAAAAUUGGGUGGAGCCAGAUUACGUGAACAUGCACAGAACGUUCCAGCUUGCAGGGAAGCAGUUGAAUAUCUCAAGACGUGGUUGGUAGCAGGAGAGGAGGGCGAAUUGAGCGAACGUAUGGUGGACUUUGUUUAUAAACGCUUGGAACCCUCUUGUAAAGAGGCAUUUCUGGAUACAGUUUUCUUCUUUUGUAAUUGGGAGCGGUGCAGAGUGGCCUAUAGUGUCGGAGAGACAGAGCUUCAAGAGCUUGAAAGGGCUGCACUUGUAAAUAUCACGGAUGAAGGCAGAGUGAAUGUUCACGAUAUAGUGCAGGCUCGAGGGAGAAAGCUGUCGUCAGAUGGGGAUAGAAUUAUCGACCAACAGUCUCUCACUGAUGUUCUGCAAAAUGAAGAGAGGAUUAAGAAAACGAAGGGGAUUGCUCUUCCUGAAGAUUUCAAGCUCGAAGCUCGUCAUCUCAACUAUGAACAGAUGUUUAAGAGUCUUGAUAACACCGGAAGAUACAGGAAUAGUAAACGGAGAAUGCAAAGGAGCCUUCGAAAAUCUAAGGUUGCUCAGCCUCAACAGUCAUAAUCACUCGCUGAUGGAGCUCAGUAAACAUCCGAGAUUAGCAGUAUUCAUUGGGGAAUUCAAAACUUUUAACUUGUCGGGGCUCGCAUCUUCAUCGAAAUAUCUUGCUUUACGAUGGGCUACAUUAGCUGAGCUUAGCACCACCUUUUCGCAACUUCAGUCUUUGCGUUUUCUAAAAUUGUGGCAUUGUGAUGGGUUUGAUAGCCUACCAGAAACCAUUGUAAACCUAUCUGCUUUAGAAAAGUUGGAUAUAAGUGAUAGGAGUUCGGUGAGCCUCCCUGACAGCUUUGGCCAACUUCGUUCUUUACGCUAUUUGACGUCAGAGUGCAUAUCUGCGUUGCCAGAAAGUUUCGGAAACCUCGCUUCUUUGGAGCUGCUAACGUUGAAUUUCUGCAGAAGACUAUCGAAUCUACCUCAAAAUUUUGGUCAGCUGAAUCGUUUGAAAUAUUUGAACAUAUAUUGUUGCGAAGGAUUACAGAGCCUCUCUGGUGAUUUUGAAUGUUUGAGUUCGCUGCUUGCAAUUAAGGCUUCAGGAUGUUCUCGACUGGAGGGAAACACAAUGGACAAGUUAGGGAAGAUGAAGGGAUUGCUGAUUGUGGAUAUAUAUAAAAGUCCCUUUUUGCAAGAGCGGUGGGAACAAGUGAAGGGGCAAUAUUCUUUAGCAGUACUGCCGUACAUAUUUACGCUUCGAAGCGGUACUGGAGUGUACCCACAUGCAGAUGUAAUGUGUAGAGCAUUUUUCCACAGUGAGUCAAAAUUCCUACAUGUUGAUGAAAAUGGGCAGUUUGGGGAGUCGUCCUGUCCAGUAGGCGGCGUAAAGCUGUCUCUCUUGUUAACGAUGUGCGAUCUGUCAGCAGCAGCAAAUAGAAGAUAUUUGGAAGCAGUGAGGAAGAGAUGGGAGGAGGUUGGAGGUGGGGAGAUGAUGAUGAUGGUGUUUGUGGAUAUGGGAGGGUCAUGCAGGGAGGAAAGCGAAAGACGUGUGAGGGGAAUCCUCCCGUAUUUACCGAGGGGCAGCACUGCCUGGAUUGCUCCUGACAACAGGGCCAGGCUACUCUUCGCCCACUCUCUUUUCAAGGCUAAUUCGCUUCCUGAAUAUGAGCCAACUGUUAUCGUCAGCAUAUCGACAAGUAUGGAUGAAGAGGGAAAGAGGAAUAUGAUGUUUCACGACUUCAUAAUUCCUGACUAUACAUCUGAUUUUGAGUACGCGCGCAUUUUCGACCAAUUAUUCUCCCCUAUUUUGCAAGCCCAUGCAUCCCUCCAAUUCCAUCCCGUAUGGGAUAAUUUCCGAGAGUUCUAAAUUCUUUGAAUUAUGAUAUAUAUUGAAAAGGAUUUCAAGUAUUAAAAUAUAA